Molecule: messenger RNA, 1828 nt
Organism: Ciona intestinalis (vase tunicate)
Lineage: Eukaryota; Metazoa; Chordata; Ascidiacea; Phlebobranchia; Cionidae
Source: RefSeq, a predicted model, not a curated record
GGGCCAACUCUGGCUCAAAUGGCGAGCCAUGCCAUGGAACCUCACCAAUAUAGGUUUAUUUCCUAUGCCGUACCGCAAGACUUUAGGGAAUGGGCAAAUACACUCAAUUUUUAUACCAGAUGAGCCGCGAAAAUAUUAUCUACAUUAUGCCUGGUAGCAGAAGUAGCAGACUACAUGUUAGAAUAUACUUAAACGUUAUAGUAAGGUAUAGUCAGUUGCUGGCUCCUGUAUUCGCAUUUCUAGAUUUCAUGGCAGUUACAAAGCUCAAGGCUCCCAUCAAAUAUGUCAGUAGUUAGCAUGUCUGGUUCUGAAGCAUCAAACAGUACUUUGCAAAGUAAAAACACCUCAAGAGACAGAGUGUUCAACAAUGUCACACCAAAUGAAUGCAUUAGCGAAGAUUCAUUCAGCACAGAAACAUCUACUAAUACUGACAGUGAGGAUUCAACACAGAUAUCUUCAGAUCUUAGUUGUUCAUUACAGCAGAGCUCAGGGAUCCUGUCUAAUAACACAUUGUCGAGCAUGAUGAGUGCAUCGUCUAAUAACAUGUAUUUUUCAAUGCUUGGAAAACCUGGGAAAGUGAAGUCAAAAUUAUCAAUGACAGAAUUAGUAGAUAGAGUUGUGUCACUUCAUAGUUUGAAUGUCAGUGGUUUAUCACGAGUGCAGACACAAGUAAAUAACCAGUUUGGAACCACUUUAAAGCAAGAGAAAAGCAAGAUAUCAUCAGCUGACACCACAACAACAGAAAGUGCUGUGAGGAAGAAGGCGACAACAAACUUAAUCACAUUUCCCAAGCUACGAGAUGUAACACCAGAAAGGCACCAUGUGAAUCUGUCCACUGGGCGAGCAUUAGUUGGUAGGAAAGUGGAUUGCUGGUUGACAUUUGAAGAAUAUGAACGUUUAACAAGUACAUUAGAGCCAACCAUAAGAAGGGAAAGGCCAAUUCCGAAUGCAUUCUGGCCGGGCCAUUUAAUGGACAAGUUGAGGUUAUGUUUGUCACCAUGCACCUCGCACCCCUUACCUGCAUGCGAUGCUGCAAGAAGCAAAAACACUUCAUUUUAUCAAGUCAAAAAAAAACCUCAUAACGGUCACCGCGCAAAUUAUGGAUAUGAUAAUAAUGAAAAGACUUGGCCCACUGAUGGAAAAUAUGUUAAAUAUGGGAACGUGGAUUCACGAAAAGUUUAUCAUAUUUAAAUAUCAUAUGAAUUCAGAUUGUAUUGUUUUUAAUCAAGUUCUUAUUUUGUUAAAACUAUUUUCAUCAUUUUCUUUUAUGAUUAUCUGAAUUUUUUGGGGUACCCAAAAGAAAUUCUGUAAUGUGUUAAUCAGGCCAGUUGCUUUGUACAAAAGGAGAAUACUCAAAUACUGUAGAAAGCAAUGGCAAGUAAAAUCCCUAAAAAACACCUACUAAGUUACAUACGUGGGAACUCACAAACGGCUAGGAGGUGUAUGAAACAGAACACCCGUGUUAUAACCACUGUCAUUGCCCCGCCAUAUGAGGGUAAAUAAGUUACAUACAAGGUAACUCAUAAGCAGGCACGAGGUGUGUGAAACAAAACACCUAUGUUAUAACCACUGUCGUUGCCCCGUCAUGUGAGGAUAAAUAAGUUACAUGCAAGGUAACUCAUAAGCAGGCACGAGGUGUGUGAAACAAAACACCUGUUAUAACGACUGUUGUUGCCCUGCCACACAAAGAUAAAAAAAGUUACGUUCGUUUAUUCAAGUGAAAGUUCAAGAAUCAAAUCCAUAUAGUGGUUUAAAUUUGAAUCUGAAACCUCCUGAUUUUGCACUUGGAGUAAUUGCGCCAAGAACACAUAUGCCCACAAUGGUAGCA